Messenger RNA from Pelagomonas calceolata, 925 nucleotides. NCBI's taxonomy places the organism in Eukaryota, Pelagophyceae, Pelagomonadales, Pelagomonadaceae. The record is from the annotation of a GenBank genome assembly.
GCCGCAGGGAAGGCUGCUGGCGCACCCACGCGUUGCAACGAUUUUUAUGCACCGCAUCGCACUCCUCAUGGCCGCCAGCGUCGGCAGCGCCCUGGUGCCCGAGUCCAUCGGUGUCGUCGGCGUCGGCACGAUCAGCUCCGCGGCCGUGCGCGGCCUCUGCCGCAGCGAUGCACCGCAAGUUGUGCUGUCGCCGCGCAACGCCGCCAAGGCGCAAGCAUUGGAGCAAGAGUUCGAAACGGUACGAAUCGCGGCAACCAACCAGGCCGUCGUCGACGCCUGCGACUGCGUGGUGCUGGCCGUGCUGCCCGGCCAGGCUCAACAGGUGUGCGAGCCUUUGCAGUUUCGACAAGGGCAGCUCGUCAUCUCACUGAUGGCCGGCGUGCCUUUGGCAGACAUUGAAAGAUGGUGCGGCCCCGCGGAAUGUGCGCUGGCGUGCCCGCUGCCGGCCAUCGCGGAGAACGCCGGCACGACCAUCGUGACGCCGCCCGAACCGCGCACCGUCGCCAUCUUUGAGCGACUGGGAACGGCCGUGCCCGUGGCCACGGAAGACCAGUUCCAGCGCCUGCAGGCCAUGACCUGCGUGAUGGGCGACCUCUACGCGCGCCAGAAGACGGCCCAGGACUGGCUCGUUGCAAACGGCGUCGACGCGACGGCGGCGUCGGCGUACGUCGGCGGCGUCUUCCACACGAUGACGCACGACGCGCGAAACGCAAAACCGUCGACCCUAUCGGACUUGGUCGCGGAGCAGACGCCGGGCGGCAUGAACGAGAUGGUCAUCGCCGAGCAGCGCGAGGACGGCGCCUACGCGUCGCUAGAGCACUCGCUCGACUCGAUCUACUCGCGCUUAUGUGGCGCGCACGAUCCGUCCCUGGCGCCGGCGAAGCGUAGGAAGUAAUGUGAGUCGCUUACACCAGGGGAGAAGGAC